AUGUCGCCUCCCAAAGUCAUCGUCUUUGGAGCCACCGGUGGUGUCGGCUCGGCAGCGGCCCGCACCGCCCAGGCCCACGGCGCCAGCGUUGUCCUCGCGCUACGUGACACGACCAAGAAAGUUCCCGGCCUCAGCGCCGAGGACGAGAAGACCGGCGCCUUUCAGCGCGUGCAGGGCGACCUCAGCAAGCCGGGCACACUGCACGAUGCCGUGGCGGCAACGGGCGCCACGCGCGCCUUCAUCUACAUGGUCCACGACGGCGUCGACGACCACCUGCGGGCGGCGCUAACGGCGCUCAAGGCGGCGGGGGUCGAGUUCGUCGUCUUCCUCAGCAGCUACGGCGUGCAGGGCGACAUCCGCGCCAUCACGCCCGCCACCUUCAUCCCCUACGCGCACGCGCAGGUCGAGAUCGCCCUCGAAGAAGUCUUCGGCCCCGGCACUUACGUUGCCCUACGCCCGGCCUACUUCGCGUCCAAUUCGCUGCAAUGGGGCGGGCAGAUCCGCGCCGGCACCGGGGAGGUCACGGUGCCGUACCCGUCGGCCGAGUUCGACUGGGUCGUGCCGGAGGACAUUGGACGAGUCGCGGGGUCGCUUCUGGCGCGCGGGGCUCUCAAGACCACCGCCGCUUCUCCCGGUGACGGCGGUGCCGAGGACAGCGGCAGGAGCUACUUGUAUCUGAUGGGUCCCGAGAUGAUAUCCCAGGCCGAUGUCUUGCAGUACAUUGGCGACGCGGUUGGGAGGGACAUCCACGUCGAGGCCAUUGUGGACGACGACGAGGCCACCGAGUUUCUGAUCGCCGCGGUCCACGUGCCAGAUGCCGGGGCUCGGGGGCUGGUGUCCAUGCUCAGGAACCGCGCGGCCGGGACCGACAAGGAGUUUGAACGCCAUCCCGACUACAAGGAGAUGGUCGACAACGUGGCCAAGUAUGGCGGCAAACAGCCGACCUUGUUCCGGGAGUGGUUGCAGGAGAACAAGGACUUGUUCCGCGCUUGA
Messenger RNA from Lasiosphaeria miniovina, 993 nucleotides. RefSeq lists its product as uncharacterized. Bases 1 to 993 code for a protein of 330 amino acids. The transcript has a single exon. NCBI's taxonomy places the organism in Eukaryota, Fungi, Ascomycota, Sordariomycetes, Sordariales, Lasiosphaeriaceae. The record is from RefSeq and is a predicted model, not a curated record.